GUUCUCCGUCAGGGUUAUUAUUGUUUGAAUAUUGUAAUUCGCAAAUAGACAAAGAACAAGCAGCGACGCGACGGUUAUUUCAUACGUUAUUGCUUAUUUUUAGUCGGAGCUGUCCAAGAAAUCCCUCUCAAGGAACUCGCCAAGAGUUUUUGACAGCUCAGUCCCGGUUUUUUUCGUGAAAUCUUCCAGGACUGACCAUGGCUGAGACGGCAGCUACACCCUCGUCCAAGCCCAAGAGGGCGAAAAGCUCCAAGAAAGGGACGUCGCAUCCCAAGUACUCAGAGAUGAUCAAAGCGGCCAUCGCCGCCGACCGGAGCCGCGGUGGCGCGUCGCGUCAGUCCAUCCAGAAGUAUGUGAAACACCACUACAAGGUGGGCGACAACGCGGACUCGCAGAUCAAACUCGCUCUGAAGCGGCUGGUGGCCGGCGGUGACCUGCGCCACACCAAGGGCAUCGGCGCGUCGGGCUCCUUCAAACUGGCCAAAGCUGAGGACAUCAAGAAGCCAGAGAAACCCAAACCCGCAGCCGCCAAAGCCAGGAAGCCAGUCAAAGCCGCUGCCAAACCCAAGAAAGCCCCCAAACCAAAGAAAGUGACAAAGUCUCCUGCAAAAACCAAGAAAGCAGCGGAGAAGAAAGUGAAGAAAGCAGCGGAGAAGAAGAAAUCGCCCGUCAAAGCCAAGAAAGUUGUGAAGAAGGCGAAGGUGGCCAAACCUGCCAAGGCGAGCAAAGCCAAGAAGGUGAAAACGGCGAAGCCCAAACCCAAAACAGCGGCCAGGAAAACUGGCAAAAAGAAGUAAACUUGAACUCAAUUCGGAACUCUUGUGUAAAUACACUUUUUGAAGCAAUUCUUUUGGUAAUACUGUUAUUUUUGUAUGGUCUUUGUGCGCGGACUUUAACUGCACAUUUCUACAGCCUGUUUCUUCAGAAACUUUUUUUGUGAGCGCGCAUUGUGAUUCUGUCAAGAAGAUCUUCGACAUCGAAAUGGCUGAACUGUUAUUUAUUUUUUUUUUUGUUUCUGAACUUUUUUGUUUUCUUUAAAACAUGAACUGUGUUGCACACUUUCAUCAUCAUCAUCUUUCAGACAUGCUAAUUAACUUUCCAAUUAGACGUGUCUCUAGAAGAUAUAUUCUUAAUGUAGGUCUUUAUAGGACUGUGAAGAACAAUAAUAAAACGUCCUUGUAUGAAGAACGGUGCCCUAUGACGACGAUGUACAGAAUCGCCUUGUGACGUGGACUGUUGUAGUCUAGCUCCAUUGCUGUCCAUAAUAUAAUACUGUCAUUGUGCGUAACACACACUACUGUGCAUCAAUAAACUCCUUUUUUGCAAACUCA
Molecule: messenger RNA, 1331 nt
Organism: Danio rerio (zebrafish)
Lineage: Eukaryota; Metazoa; Chordata; Actinopteri; Cypriniformes; Danionidae
Gene: h1-0
Product: H1.0 linker histone
Biological process (GO): animal gross anatomical part developmental process; nucleosome assembly
Cellular component (GO): nucleus; chromosome; nucleosome
Molecular function (GO): structural constituent of chromatin; DNA binding
Source: RefSeq, marked provisional